Molecule: messenger RNA, 1523 nt
Organism: Nematocida parisii ERTm1
Lineage: Eukaryota; Fungi; Microsporidia
Exons: 1
Coding region: 1-1278 (425 amino acids)
Source: RefSeq, a predicted model, not a curated record
AUGUGCAGUAAUAAAGAACCUGGGACGUUGCUUAAUGUGCAGAAAAGUCUAACUGAAAUAUUUACUGCGCUGUCAAACAAUAAUAGCCUUGAAGUAAAGUGUGAAAGCUUUAAAGUAGGCAAUAGAGAAGAAAAAAGGCCAGGCUUAUUUGGCAACUUUAGCAUAGUUUACAGAUUUGGAGAGAUAGAAGCUGGAAUAUCAUUGGAUAUAAAGGAUGAGCACACUAAAUUAGAUAUAACCCGAAAUUCACUAUCCAAGCAGUAUAAAGAAGCUAUUAAACCGAAACUCACUGAAAUAAAGAGUAUAUAUAAAAUCCCAAAAGGGUAUACAGAAUGUGUAAUUAGAAACUAUAUGGACAUAAAAAGGGAUGCAAUGAGGAGUAUUCAAUCAUAUCAAUUAAAGAAACUUAAAAAGACAAUUUUAGAUAUUAUCAGUGCAGGUAGCAGUGAUGCGUUUAGGCUAUUCCUUUAUGGAAAUAUUGAGUCAACUGAGUGCAAGGAAUGUAUUGUUAUAACCUUUUUAUUUUUUUACAUUGCAAAUCCUCAAAAUGAAAACUCACUUAGCCGAAUGACCAACAAUGUUAUAGGAAGUGUUCCACUGGACGAUCUGAUUAUAGAAAAAAAGAUACUUUAUGGCUUUAUUUGUAACAAAGAUGCCCGAAAUUAUUAUAGAAACAUUGAGGCGGGCAUCUGGGUCGAUGUUUUUACAGACAAAUGCUGUGCAUAUACAUCAUUCUAUGAGUCAUUUUACGAUUCAUUAUCUUUAUAUUUUUCUGGCAUGCGAUUUGAUCUUAUAACUUGUAUUAACAGGUUAAUGAAAAUAAUAAGUGGUGCUAAAAAUGCAUAUGCCAGUAUUAUAAAAAAUAAUUAUUUAUUUGCUAGUAUAAUACUCAGAGGAUUUAAAGAAACAGAAAAUCCGAGAAUUAUAGUGUUUAAGCAGAUAAUGGGUAGUGUAAAAGAGCUAUGCAAAGAAAUGGAUGAGAAACAGGUAACAGGUAUUUAUAUAUCAUGGAUUUGGGCUGUGUGUUUUAAUAUGGCUGCUAUUAAGCACGAAACAAGAAACCUGGAUCAAUUGUUAGUGUAUUUAUUUAAUGUUAUAGAAGACAGCAAAUAUAUUACAUUAACGAAAGAAAAAAGAUAUAAGUCAGAUUCAGAAGAGGCUGAUAAGGUAUUAGAAUGUUUAGAGAGUAGAAGAAAGCAAAUCUGUUCUAAUGGAGAAAAUACUCAAAAGUAUAAUAAGAUUAUACAAAUAUUUAAAAACGAAAAAUCCAGGAGCUAAAAGCAUUAAUUUUCUAUAACUCCUCUAUGCACCUAGAGAAGCAGCUUAUUGUGUAUUGUAAGAAGUGAGCGUGGUGCCAGAGAAACUAUUGGCAGGGUUUACUCAUAUUUUAUGUGAAUAAACUGCUUUUUAUUCAAAAUACUUAAAGCCAAAGUAGCCGUAGAAGAGCAAUAAUAUAAUAAACAGGGAAUUAUAUUAUAUGCAGCCAGCAGGAAUCUAUAUUAACACUAGUUUAAUAAAAUUCU